This is a messenger RNA of Phacochoerus africanus (Common warthog), 1598 nucleotides long. RefSeq names its product transgelin 2 (gene TAGLN2). The transcript is spliced from 6 exons. Lineage: Eukaryota; Metazoa; Chordata; Mammalia; Artiodactyla; Suidae. Gene Ontology annotation, molecular function: protein binding. The record is from RefSeq and is a predicted model, not a curated record. Bases 322 to 921 code for a protein of 199 amino acids.
CAGCCCAGGCGCUCCAUUCGCGCGGCAGCCCCAGUCUUAAGUGCGCAAUUCUCCUGCCUGAGUGAAAGGCCUCCUGGAGUCUCCAGGAGCCGGUACCCGUGAGAUUCAGGGGGAAACGUGGUAUCUGUGAGCAGAAGUGAAGAUGGACUGGUGUGGAGAUCCGGUGCAGGAGGCUCUCCUAGUUUUCUGACUCCAGAGCACCAGACAGAGGGCCGGUUCCCCGUUUCCAGCUUCACUCCCGAGUUCUCCUUCCUGGUCCACAGGAAAGACUUAAAACUGCAGAGGAGGCCAAGCUCCACACAGCCACCACUGCCCUUCGGAAUGGCCAACAGGGGACCUGCCUAUGGUCUGAGCCGGGAGGUGCAGCAGAAGAUUGAGAAACAAUACGAUGCAGAUCUGGAGCAGAUCCUGAUCCAGUGGAUCACUACCCAGUGCCGCAAGGAUGUGGGCCGGCCCCAGCCUGGGCGCGAAAACUUUCAGAACUGGCUCAAGGAUGGCACGGUGCUGUGUGAGCUUAUUAAUGGGCUGUACCCCGAGGGGCAGGCCCCCGUGAAGAAGAUCCAGGCCUCCACCAUGGCCUUCAAGCAGAUGGAACAGAUCUCCCAGUUCCUGCAAGCAGCCGAGCGCUACGGCAUCAACACCACCGACAUCUUCCAGACUGUGGACCUCUGGGAAGGAAAGAACAUGGCCUGUGUGCAGCGGACGCUGAUGAACCUGGGCGGGCUGGCGGUAGCCCGGGAUGAUGGGCUCUUUUCCGGGGAUCCCAACUGGUUUCCCAAGAAAUCUAAGGAAAACCCCCGGAACUUCUCCGACAACCAGCUGCAGGAGGGCAAGAAUGUGAUCGGGUUGCAGAUGGGGACCAACCGCGGGGCGUCCCAGGCUGGCAUGACCGGCUAUGGCAUGCCACGCCAGAUCCUCUGAUCCUGCCCACAGCCCUGCCCCCGCCCGCCGUGAAUGGUUAAUAUAUAUAUAUAUAUUUUAGCAAUGACAUUCCCCGAGAGCCCCGGGAGCUCUCACACUCCCGCCUGCCAGGGGGGGGGCCUGGCCUGUCUCCUCUUGGGGUGCCCGGCGGUGGCCUCUCCCCUGUGCUUUACUAAUACAUUCCUUUCUCCAGACCUACCAGAACUGGACCAAUGGACUUUUUUCCCUGGGACCAAAACUGAGGGGUGGGAGUUGCCCCCCCCCCCCACGCCCCUCUCCCCACCAAGCCUCUUCUCUUUUUCUCGGGCUUCCCCCCCACCACCCCAGCCCCAACAACCCGGGCUCUGCACCUUAGUCUGUUCCUUGGCUAGGGGUCAAGGAUGCUGCCUAAUGGCCCUCUCCCCACAAGUAUGCCUCGCCCCGCAGCCAUGGCUGCAGGGACUUAAUCUCUAGGGAGGGGCUGUGGCAGCUGCCACCCCAGUCCAGCUGGACUGCACUCACCACAGUUCUGGGGCAGCUUGCCCCGAGAGAGGCCCUCUGGCUUCUCAUUUUCCAUUCUUCUCUCCCAGCUAAGGGGUAGGGGUGAGGGGGCUGGGGAGGGAGGGUUGCCCACUGCGGGCUGGGGCUUGAAGAACCUGAGUUUGCUGAUUUAAAUAAAGAAUCUCUGUCUUUUUUGA